Molecule: messenger RNA, 11222 nt
Organism: Phyllopteryx taeniolatus (common seadragon)
Lineage: Eukaryota; Metazoa; Chordata; Actinopteri; Syngnathiformes; Syngnathidae
Product: palmitoyltransferase ZDHHC5-A-like
Exons: 11
Coding region: 478-2646 (722 amino acids)
Biological process (GO): protein palmitoylation
Molecular function (GO): palmitoyltransferase activity
Source: RefSeq, a predicted model, not a curated record
UUUCUAUUGUGACUCAAUGUUACGUGACGUCAGUUUUGGGAGACAGGUCAAUAUGUCUGCCUCCGUGGAAGCCCUGAAACACGAAAAAUGUGUAAAUUCUAAUUCCAGGCACGAGGGCGAGAACUGAUACAAUACACCCCUUCACCUAGCAAAUGCCUGACGUACGGUAACAGUUAGCUUGGCCAUUUAGCCAGCCAUCGCUAUAGUUUUCUAAUAAUGGAAAAGCUAGCCUCACCUAUCAAACUCAUUCAUUUUUCGAGGGCGCAGAAUACUGUUUGUGUGGAUGUACUCGAUGCUCUCUAGCCCUUUGUGAUUAAUGGGAACGGCAGUGUCGUAAUUUGGAUUAACCGCAACAGUUUCUGGACCCAGAGCCACUCUCAGAACCUUCACAGUUGUCCGUGGCUUUCAGAGCGUUUCUCAGUAGCUGUUCCCAUUUAUAAUGGCAUCAUCUUCCUGUUUGUUUUGGCCAACUUCUGUAUGGCUACGUUUAUGGACCCAGGCAUCUUUCCAAGAGCUGAGGAGGAUGAGGACAAGGAUGAUGACUUCCGUGCUCCUCUUUAUAAAACUGUGGAGAUCAGAGGGAUCCAGGUCAGGAUGAAGUGGUGUUCAACUUGUCGCUUCUACCGACCGCCACGUUGCUCCCACUGCUCAGUCUGUGACAACUGUGUUGAGGACUUUGACCACCACUGUCCAUGGGUCAAUAACUGCAUCGGCAGGAGGAAUUACCGAUACUUCUUCAUCUUCCUCCUUUCACUGACUGCCCACAUCAUGGCUGUGUUCGGCUUUGGGUUGCUCUUCAUCCUCUAUCGUCACCAGUACAUUGAUCGCCUGAAUGCGAUUGUCACGCUGGCUGUAAUGUGUGUUGCAGGCCUGUUCUUCAUUCCAGUUGCUGGUCUCACUGCUUUUCACAUUGUUCUUGUGGCAAGGGGCAGAACUACUAAUGAGCAGGUGACAGGAAAGUUCAGAGGAGGAGUUAACCCUUUUACCAAUGGGUGUUGGAAGAAUGUCACUCAUGUCCUCUGCAGUUCACAGGCACCCAGAUAUUUGGAUAGGAAGAGGUACGUGCAGAGUGUGUGUGUUCAGCCCCCAUUUCUACAGCCACAACUGACUGACGCCCAGCGAAAUGCAAAGAUCCUGAAAAAUGGUUUACGAGGAGAUCUACAUAGGUCCAAAUCAAGUCUGGAUAGGCAAGAGAGCCAGUCAUGUGAUUCUGAAGCUCCUCCUCCAAAACCGGAACUCCACUACCCUGGAAUCACCAGAGGGAGCACACAGGAUUACAGUCUACUAAACAAAACACCUCCUACCCCAACUAUGUAUAAAUACAGACCUACCUGUAGUCCUGGAAAGAACCACACUCCACUAACCCAUGCUUAUGCAAACCAGUUAAGUCGUGCGGAGAGGGAUGUCAGUAGUAGGGAUUCCUCCUGCUCAACUUCCUCCCUUGUCCAAUCCAGCCAUCAACCUGGUUUCUGCUCACAAUCAAGCCUGGACCGGAGGGACACUUCUUCUGACAAACUAGGGGCAGUAGCUGGACGGGAGAGAAAAGAGGGUGGAGAAGUCGGAGGCAUCCCUGGCUUCACUCUGACGGGGCGCUCCUACCCCUCAUUUUCUGACCCUGCUGUCCUGUCAGGAGUGGCUUCAGAAUCCUCUGGUUCCAUCCAAACCUCAGCAGGUGCUGUCCACAUCUCUGAAGCAACCAUUACCUCAAGCAGCUUCAAGAGCUUAGCAAAUCAGACACCUCCACCUCACGACCCAGCACCGAACGGAAGCCUCUCAUAUGACCGUGUCAUGGCUGGAGAUGAUGGUUUUGACAAAGGGGUGUCAGCAGGAUCCAAAAUUCCUGACGUUUCAUCUGGGAGACCCUGCUCUGCAAUGGCAGGUGGCUACAUCUCCUCCUUCCAUUCUUCAAAACCUAGAGAUGUUGAAAUGCUUUCCCAGUCUCCCCAGUACCAUCACCCCCUCCUCCACCGGUCAGCCUCUUCCACAUGCUCCUCUCCUCCUGAGAGGGACCAUCUAUUGGUGGAACCUCCACGAAGCAGUCGCCCCUUGCCUUUCUGUCAGACUUCUGUGCCACCCACUUCCUCUGUUCAGCAUCCACGGCACCAUCACCACCACCAUCACUCCCAUCAUCAUCAUCAUAAUCAUCAUCACCAUUCCUCCUCUACUUCCUACCCUUCUCAUUUCAUUGCUCCUCACCUGCCACACCAUCCCUACCCACACCUCACAUGCUCCACGGAUACCCCUUUGGGCUUGUCAUUAUCUUCCACAAACCACCCUUCCCACUCCCCACACCAUCCACCUCUUGGUAAAUCACUGUCCUACUCAAGCGCCGCUGCUGCUGAAAUGCAGUACCAGCUAAUUCGAAAGGCCUCCUCAGCAGCUGGAGCAAAUGCAGCAGGAAUAACAGGAGGAAUACAUGCACCAAAGGUUGAGAUAGACCAGACCGAACGGCGGAGUUGGACCAAUGGCAGUGAGCCUUUUUUUACUUUGCCAUCCUCCUCCUCUGCUUCCUUUGCCUCCCACCGGGUCAACCCAUCUGCUGGAGUGACUGAUUCUAGCUCAGCAAUUAUUCAACCGUUAACCCAUCAGCCUCUGGGUACUGGUCUGGUGAGGUGUGAGGCUACCACCUUUGAGAUUUCUGUCUAAUUUGCAGCUUCAUCCUGAGAUUCUGAGAAGACUACUGACUGACUCUAUCGCACUGAUAGUACAGCUAGUAAAUUUUUAUUAUUUGCUAUAAAACAAGAACUAAAUGAGACUCGGCUGGUAUUUAAUGAAAAAUACUAUCAAUCAAUUGAACAGCCAGGACCUACAAGUCAAGUCAUAUUUUUUUAGGUCUUGGACUGACUGACUGAAUCUGCCUGUGUUUGAGAAAGAUUGCUACUUGUUUCAUUAAGGCAAGUUAAUUUUCAUAGAGGUAAGAAUGAACAAAUGCUGAUUCCCUUUUUUGUUGAUUAUUCUUAGAUGUGAAUUAAUUAGUACAGGAUAAUGUGAUUUGAAAUGUGAAUGUCCUUAUUCUACUUUUGUUGAUUAUAUGGUACAUAUUGUAUGACAGCAUGCACAUUCAUUAUUAGUAGCCACUGUGGGCCAUGUUGGACUGUGGAUAAGGUUGAGUGCUUGAACAAACAGGAAGAGAAUUUAGGUCAACCACUAAAAAACCUUUGGUUCUAAAUCAGAGCUAGAAAACAAGGCAGGUAUUUCUAAAAAAAAAAAAAAAAAAUCUUGGUUUUGAUUUUCAAGGUCAUUAGGUCUUCAAAAUUCCAGGUUAUUUUGUUAUUUUCUACAAAUCUGUUUUUUAUUUAUGGAUUAGAUAGAGGGCUGAGCAUCGAGAACCGAUUGGAACCAGGACUAACGUUCCGGUUCUCCCAGAAUUGUUCAAAUUUAAAAAAUUCGGUUCCCAGUAUCGAUCCCUACAGUCCGCCAAACCCGAAGAAGAAGGUGGUGAAAACCAACGAAGAGGCGGUAAAAACCAAUGAAGAAGUACGCACAAAAAGACGUGCUUGUGCCAAACAGCAGUGUCGAACAAAAGUCUUUAUUUUAAAAUAAAUGACCAAUCACCUAAAUGCAACACUUGGAUUAAGAUUAUAUUGUGCAAAUGAGGGUUUCACAAUGUGUAGAAAUCUGACGCGCUCCCUCCCGCUCCGAGCCUCAGCCUGGACCGUGUGGAACUUCAGUCAAAUCAAUUGGGUGAGUGAAACAAUAAAAUAGGUCUAUGCCAACAUUGAGGCAACAAACAAGUUAAACGGUGGGUUGCACUGCUGGUUUUUAGUGUUUAUUUUAGUCUUCAAAGUAAAUUCUGAUGACAGACACAAACAUAAAAUAUAAAUGACUUCCUGUUGGAUUUAUCUUACCCAACAUUAUAAAAAAUAGACACAAAAGGAAUGAAGACGCUGGUUUCUUUUUCUCAUGAGGAGGGCGUAUGGGAGAUUGUUCAGAUUACAGCCUCUCAACACGCUCUAAACAAUCUCUCCCGUCACUCCUGUAUUUAUUUGAAAUAAGGAGGUUUUACAAGACAUAAUGUACUAAGCUACAAGACACAACACACUAAGGGUAGGGUUUCAAGGUGAAGACAUGGGACCAACACCUGCCACGUCCCCGACCACGUCCUUGGUCAAGGCGCCCUUCCAUCGGAUGAUUCCUGCUGAGUCAUCUUCUUGAAGGCGAGACAUCUUCCUUUCUCAAAAUCGUCCAUAAUACUAAUGCAAGCUAAGCAAAUAAAUGAUAACUUCUACAAUAUAUUUAACACUUCCAUACUGUAAAGAAAGUAGAAACAGUCGCAUUAUAAGCUUAACAUUGAGCGAAAACUUCACCAAAAGUACAUCAUGAAAAUCUUUAUAUUUAAUGACCGGAAUUAAUUUGACCUGAUUCCCUUAUGAGACACAACAGGAAUUUAGGAAAUUUCACCUGCACAUGCAGGUAUUUAUUUCACACUCAAACUGAUUGAAUUUUUGGCCAAAAAGUUAAGUAAAUAUCAUCCUUAAAUUGAAUCGCCAAACACGACUCGUGAUGCAAAUCAAAUUGUUGCUAAAACGAAUUGUUACACCCCUAUUACUUAAAAUAAGCAUCUUAUAAUUUCUACAGAUUUAACCAAACUAGUAAGUAAUGCCACUUAGAAUUUUACAUUCAUGACAUUCUUGUUUAAAUCAAUAACGAAAAUCGAAUUAGGAUUGGGCAUCAUUUGAAUUUGAGCGAUUCUGGUCCCAAUUCCGGUCCCUCAUUUUGAUUCCGAUUCUUUUAGGGGUCUGGGUCAAAUAAGGUUGCAUGGUUUAAAUAAAGGGUGUCCAAAUUAUGAACAUCCAUUUUCUUAGCAGCCUGCAGCAUAAACUAAAAUGAACAUUUGACUCGGUGUUCUUUAUAACCAGUAUGGCAAUGUGUGUGGAACUAACCCAAAUUACUUAAUAUUAAUUAAUUAUUGUUUCACCUAAAAAUUAAAUAUAUGAUUAAAAUAGUUUUUGCGACUGUUUUAUUAAGUAAAAUGAUUUAUGUGUUUUAACUUGACUUCCUGUUUUAAGCAUGAAGCCUUUUAUUUUGAAGGGUACGCACCGGAACUAAGCAUUUUGGCACGAACAAUAAUUUCACACGACACCGGUAAAAACGAAGUUAAAACGAGAUGCAAGAAAAAGAGUAAUGAAUGGAACCAAUUGCGCUGUAAAACGUUGAUUCGUUUACCUACCCACAAUUGAGACACAAGGUUAAUGUUUAUGAUACUGUGAGAUGUUUUUCUGAAUUUUGUCCCAAUUCAUUGUGAUGUAAAGUUGAGAGUUUGACGUUUGGUGAAGUUUUCCCUCAAUGUUAAGGUUGAAUGCAACUGUUGCUACUUUCUUUCCAGUAUGGUAAAGAAAUAUAUAUUUUAUUUUUGUGUCUGUCAUCCGCUCUUUCGUUUGUUUGAAGAGUAAAAUAAAUGCUAAAAACCAUCAGUAGAAGAGUGCAACCCACCGUUUAACUGGUUAGCUGCCUCAAUGUUGGCAUAGACAUAUUUUAUUGUUUCACUCACCCAAUUGACUUCACUGAACUUCCAAAUAAACAAAAUAAACCACAUUUUGAGUUGCAUAUACUGUUGGAAAGUUGUGUAAAGUUUCUUAGCGUUCUUAAUACAUUACAAUAUUUUUGUGCUCCAAACAUUAAGCAAGAUACAUCAUAUUGAACUGUGCUCCAAACAUUAAGUAAGAUACAUCUUAUUGGACUGUCACUGAACAUCACUCCGAGAACACUGCUAUAGUUUACAUGCCUACAUUUGUAGUCUAACCACCUCAUUUGGUAUUUGUAAAUUCUUUUUUUCUUCUUCAGUGAGAGAAAUCUCAUUUCUGCUGGGCUUUAACAAGUGCAUCAAAGUCAGUUCAAUGUCUGAGGUGGCGAUGCGAAGCACAGUGGACCGUUGAUCAUCAGUGAGAGAGGAUCUAUACCUGGAUUUUGCAAACUUCAUCAUUGAAAAUGUUUCUUCAUAUAUGUAAGCAGAGCCAAAGAGAACCAACAUCUUCUGAGCAUGUCUCCUAAUGUUUGGAAAGUUCUCCUCCUUGAGAGAAGAGUAGAAAUCCAGUAGAGAUCCUGACAAAGUGUUCUGCCAAUACUGCAUCAGACUGCAGGUCUAUAAAUUCAAGCUGAACCUCACUGGGUGCAUUAUUGACACUGCAGGUAACCGAAGACGAGAUCAUGUGUAUUCCAUCAUCGAUUGUUCUGAGAUCCUCAAAUCGCCUUGAAAUGUCACCAUGCAAUGGUACAAACAUGGCUGAGUAUCUGCAGAGGUAAUCAUCUGAUGGUGUGACUUCUUUCAGGGUUUUCAUGUAUUUAUUGGCUUGAAAUAAACCGACUCUUUCUCAUGAAAGCCUUCACCGGGCUGUGCAUUUCAUGAACAAAAAGUCCCUUGCCUUUCAGUUUGGUGUUCAUUUCAUUCAUACAGUAAGUGUAGUCACAUCAAGAGCAAAUUCAAAAUCAGCUAUCCAGCGCUCAUUUGAGAGCUCUGGGAAGUAUUUGCCUUUCUUCUCACAAAACUCUCAAAUCUCUGCUUUCAGGUCCCAAAGGACUUUGCCCAGGCUUAGCCAUCUGACAACUGUGUGGUAGCCAAUGUCACGAUGCUUAGUCUCAUGCUCCUACAAAAGUUGCACAAACUCUCUGUGAUUCAAUGCCUGUGCCCUGAUGAAGUUUUGUAUUUUAAUUACAACAUCAGUAACAUAGUUAAUAAUUAGCACUGACUUGCACAACAUAUGUUGGUGCAUGAUAUAAUGCAAAAAUACCCAUUUCUGAUCUGGGCUGAUUUCAGUCACUUUAUCUUGCAUAAGUUUCAAAAGUCCAACAUUUUUCCCUGUAAGACUUGUACAGUCCAUACACAUAUUUACCUCAUUGCACAGAUCGCUCCCUGUUGUUGUCCCUUUUAUUGACCGCAUUGCUGCCAGCUCUUCCAUAAUCAGCCUGCCGUAAUCCCACGGACAAAUACGGGUAACUGCACUGUGUCGCGGACAUCACAGCUCUCGUCCAAAGCCAAGGAGUAAAAUUCAAAAGUUCCCACUUCACAUUGAGCUGAGACUCAAGAUUUCCUGCACUGACGUCGAUCCUUCUCGUCACGGUUCGCCUGGACAGUGGGACUUGCUUAAAUGCAUAUUUUUUUGCAGGGCAUAUUAGUCCACAAAGCACUCUUUGACAAACUCCCCUUCCAAGUUUUUAGCAAUUUUGUGGGCUGGUCUUUGUUGCUGCAUCCCUAGAUGUGUGAAGCGCGGUAAAAAAGCCUUGCUGCUUUUGCAGAUUAAUGAGCAAAACCUGCAAUGUCAGUGCCCUUUUAGCAUCAAUCAAGUUUUUGUAUUUCUCCGCGUGUUUCUCUUUCGUCUCGUCAUGUCAUCUAAAAUUGUAGUCCUUAAACAGGGAGAUCUGCUCCUCGCAAACUAAAUACGCCGCUUUAACGGCGACUUCGGUAAAUAAAUACUUAGCGGCCCAAUUUUUAUUGAAAACCCUGCAUUCGGCAUCUACCUUUCUUUAUAUCGCUCGAGCAGACAUUUUUUAGCGGUACCGCUAAAAAUUAUCGUCACACAAGUGACGAGACUUGUGAAAAAUUGUAUCAUGAUCCAAUCACGUCUUGAUGUACGUAUUGCAUCAUUAUGUAUGUGAAUAAAAAAACCUUCAAAAUAAAAGCAAUGGCGCUUUUGUCCAUGCAUGAGAUAAAAUGAAAAUUGUUUAUUUUGUAAUUUCCAAUUAACCUUGUGCGGGCCGGUCACAAUCAAAUGGGCGUAUGUGGCCCGCGGGCUGUACAAUGCCCAGGUCUGGUCUAUAAGUAUACAUAUGAUGUGUUUUAAAACAAUACUUAACUAUAUUUGUAAUUGUUUUAUGUAACUAUGGUAGAUAAAAUAGCAAAGUUUGUAUUCAUUGUCACCAGUGAUUGUCGUCCGGCAACUUCCAUUGACAUGAAUGGGAGUGAAAGACGAGCUCAAAAUAGCCCCUCUUUUGAAUUUCACCCCUUGUCCAACCUCAAUUUAGGGUCUCUAUUAAUGCGCCAACAAAAAGCUUGGUGAAUUGUGAUUCACAAUGAUUUAUAUACACUGAACAGCCGCGUGAGGUUAAAAAACAGGUGGCUAUUUUGAGCUCGUCUUUUGCUUCCAUUCAUGUCAACCGUCGCUGGCAACAAUGAAUGCAAUUAAUGCAAGCUUCGCUAUUUUGUCCACCAGUUACAUGAAAAAAUUACAAAUAUAGUGAAGUAUUGUUGCAAAACUCAACAUACUUGAAUGUGCGUACAAAUAAGUCCCGCACAAUCAAACUCGUGGCACUUCGAAGACAUUCAUUAAUUCAUCUUUCCUACCGCUAAUGCUCACUAGGGUCGGGGGGUAUUGGAGCCUAUCCCAGCUGACUGAGCGAGAGGCAGGGAUCACCCUGAACUGGUCACCACCCAUUCGCUAAAGCCCGCCCGAAAUUCUCGGUCACAAGCUUAUAAAAGUCUCGCAUCUGUGGGCGUACUCUUAAGUAACGCCACUAAGCCUGAUUGGUUCACUGAGUGAGUUUAUAUAGCAAAGCUACUCACUCUUACCUGUAGUUCAUGUCACUUUUGUCCGGAAGGUGGCUCUCGUCAUUGAAUCAACCGUACGCCCUGCGAAUUCAUUUGGUGUCUCGUAGUCUGAAGUUUAAACCUCCCUGAAUAAAAAAUGCUAAUUGUUCCAUUAGAUAUUACAAUGGCAGUCCCCAUUUAUGGCUUUGCCUCCUAACUUACCCAGAGGACGUAUUGUCCUGUAAACAGCAGGGGAGACCUGAUAGAUAAGCAUUUGGUCCCAAGAAUGCAAUCGCCCUCUUUGAAGUAGAUAGUUCAAAGAGGAGAUGGUUGAAACGAUCACUCUCUUACAUGGAUUCUGCUGUACUGUGAAAAUGUCUCUGUUCAGGUGCUAUUAAAAAUACACUACACAUGUUUUCGGAAUGUGGGAGGAAACCGAAGUACCCUUGCAGGCACAGGGAGAACAUGCAAACUCCACACAGGCGAGGAUGGAUUUGAACCCCAGUCCUCAGAACUGUGAGGUGGACGUGCAAACCAGUAACUCACUGUGCCGCCAACAUAGAUUUCCACAUUAAGUAAUUUAUUAAUGGAGACACGCUGGUUUAACAUUACUAAUAACAAACCACAAAUUUACACUUUAAAUGUAAGUACUCACCAAGACAGAGAUUUACAUUUUUUAUUUAUUAAAAUAACAGCUGACAAUGAAAAAAGGGCCUUAAAAAGAUGUGGGUAUUUUGUCAGACAACCAUUCGCAUUGACCUUAAACUAUCAUAUUUCUCUAUGUAAGCAUGUUAAUUUUAUUUAUUUUCACUAAUGCUGCUGGCUGCAGCAUGAGCAGAGACGUCAUAGUCUUGUUCGAGUCUGAACUAGGCAUCGGAGACAUCUAUCUAGCAGACACAUAAUACAGUAUGUACCUGUCACGGAGCGUAGUAGCAUGUGAAUUGGAUUGGACCCAAGAGCCGAGUGAGGCGGAGGGAGGACAUUUAGAAUGGUUUAUUGUAGGUUGGCUCAGGGUAAAAUCCAAGGCGAGGUGGAAGACCGUCGGGACGAGAAGCGAGCAGGAAGCGGGAACGUAAGCAGGUGGGGUAGCUUGGCGGCGUGCCUGGAGCGGUCAGCGAGACGGAGAAGGAACACUGGAGACGGGGAAGAACAGAAUCGGGUGAGUACAGAUGCGGGUUGUAGGAUAAUACUAUCAUAUCACAAAACCUGGGAGUACGAGAGUCGGCUGGUGAGUCACAAACAAGCGUCAAUACUCAGGCGAAGGCUGUAGGACUUGACGGGCUUUAAAUGCAGGCAGUAUUCAGUGCUGCUUGAAAACAGGAGACAAAGCACACGACGGAACUGCAGGCCAUGGAUCAUGACAUGUACCAAUCAGACCCAAGCUGUUUUCCAUCUUUAAAUUCAGGAAGCUGAGCAAUCCAAUCAGAGCAAAGCUCACUUACAUGUCAGAAAUCCGAUCAUCUCAAAAUGCCAGGCGGAAAAGACCAAAAAACUGUAUAAUACCUUGAAAAAGGACAUUAUUGGCAUUUCCUACCAAAAUUAUGCAAACCAGAUAAAAGGACAUCAAAGAUUAUUCAAAUUAAAUAAAAAAAACAGUGAUGGAAGGGGACCUUUAAAUUCGGUUUGUUCGGAUUUUUUAUUUUUUUUUGGCUGAAAUUUGGUCCCAGCUUUUGUCCAUCCACUCUCUUUUUGGCAGUUUGGAAAUGGUCCGUACCACAUCCAUCCACCUGCUCGCGGGUCUCUUCCACUAUUUUCUGUAAUCACGUGCCCACACAAAGCCUUUUGUGCACGUGCAACUUUAUUUUUUUGCAGGGCUUGUGAACAUGUCCUCGUCCUCAAAGAGAAGAAGAAUACUCACGUCAGUAAUUGAAGCCUUUAAAUUUCCCGUAGGUGUGAAUGAGUGCGAAUGGUUGUGCAUCAUGGACAUAUUUGCCAUUUUAUACUCUACUUACUACUUGGACUUGCCUUGUCACGAUGUUUCCUCUGUCUGUAUAUUUGUUAACCUCAUAUUUCGUCAGCCGAAUUUAAGCAUGGUCAGACGUUGUCGUGUUAUGGGGUGUAGCGCUUUUUUGAGUCAGGCCUUUGCACUGCUGAUUGCUUACUGACUGAACUACGUAAUUCACUGCUUACCUGCAGUAUAAGAGACUGUAACAUAGUCAUAGGGACCCUGUGUGCAUUACGUUCAAAUGUAAAAGUUAUGUUCAUUUAUAUUUAUUGCACAUUUUUUCUAUAUGUUUAACUAUAGUUAGUCUGUAUCAAAAUGUAUUUAUUUAUUUGUGUUUUUUGGUGUAUGGAACAAGUAAUUGGAUUUUCAUCAUUUCCUGUGGGAAAUAUGGCUUUGGUUUUCGUGGAUUUGGUUUUAGUAAGACUUUUUGGAUGUGAUUAAUCACGAAAGUCAAGGUUCCACUGUACAUUGAAUUUGAUACCUUCAAGAUGUGCUCAAGAAGUUGGGAUAAUCUCUUGUACCAGCCGUUCGUUUUAAAGCUGGAAAAGUUGUCACUACUCAAUCAACACUGAUUUGAAAUACAUUAUAAAACAGAAAACCAGCGUAUUGGUGAAUAGGUUCACAGCAUAAUUGAGCAUUAAUGAAAAGUGCUCCAAAAUGUAAUAACAUUUUAAAAUGCAACUUUGGGAAUGUAGUUGUUUUACAUUGCAGGUUCAAUACAUUGGAUCAUUAGAGCUUGUAAUCAUAAAAUACAGUUUGAUCUCUGUAUACAAUCUUUGUACAAACUGCAUUAAAGAUGAAAUCAGGAAAAAAAAA